AGCCCACUCGCAUAUCCGAAUAGCAAUGCUUAGAUAUACAAUCGCAGCCGCAGUAGCAACUGGUUCUUAUGCAUCGCUAGAUGCUUCCUACAAGCCAGCCAGCGAUUUCACAAAGGCCGAGAUUGCAAGAGUCUGUCAAGAACCUCAACUUCAGCGACUGCACAAUGUACGAGGAGGUUGACCGUAGAUUUGUUGUCGCCCCAAACACAACAAGAAUAAUGAAUACAAGCGGCGAAAAUGUAGCUAUCGUUUCCGACGCCACCAUUGCGUUACGACAUGUAAAAGGGGCUUACCCACCCGCUGACCUUGGACCAUCGUUUGUCUUGAAUAUGCCAUUGUACAUGCUUCUCCAGGGUCUGGAGAUUCGAAUCAACCCCGAGCAAGCCAACAAAGCGCACGGAUUAUCGAUCCUGGUCGGUGUUGAAGAAACCAACGAGAUGUUCAACGUUCGUAUCUCGAAUGCGGUCAUGCUGUCGCUGCCUAUCACCGACAUGAAUGCGCGCCCUGGGUCUACGGCCAGUUUCACAGACAAAAUCAGAUCGGAUCUCAUCGCUACUCUGGUCACCGGAAACUCUUCGCUAGUCAGUGUGACUGGUGAUGUUGAUACACUCAAGAAGUUUGCUAGUUGCAUAUCCACCGAUGAAGACGCAACUUAG
This is a messenger RNA of Sphaeroforma arctica JP610, 656 nucleotides long. RefSeq lists its product as hypothetical. The transcript has a single exon. The record is from RefSeq and is a predicted model, not a curated record. Lineage: Eukaryota; Ichthyosporea; Ichthyophonida. Bases 81 to 656 code for a protein of 191 amino acids.